Messenger RNA from Camponotus floridanus (Florida carpenter ant), 2856 nucleotides. RefSeq lists its product as uncharacterized. The record is from RefSeq and is a predicted model, not a curated record. Gene Ontology annotation, biological process: DNA integration. The transcript has a single exon. Bases 1 to 2856 code for a protein of 951 amino acids. Gene Ontology annotation, molecular function: nucleic acid binding. Lineage: Eukaryota; Metazoa; Arthropoda; Insecta; Hymenoptera; Formicidae.
AUGGAGCGCCGCUGCGACAAGGACGCUCGAUUCGGCAACCUCUACCGCAGCUUCAUGAAGGACUACGAAGACCUGCAACACAUGGAAGCUGUAACCACAUCAUCACAACAAGAAGAUACUGCAAAGUGCUACUUACCGCAUCACGGAGUGUUGCGAGAAACGAGCACCACCACUAAGCUCAGAGUCGUGUUCAACGGCUCCCAGCUCACGACCUCGGGCACCUCGCUCAACACCAGUCUGCUGACUGGCGCCAAUCUCUUGCCUGUUCUCGCCGACGUACUCCUGCGCUGGCGCUGGCACCGUUACGUCUUCUUGGCGGACAUUGAGAAAAUGUACCGCCAAAUUCUCGUUCAUCCAGACGACCGCGAUCAUCAGCGGAUACUUUGGCGGCACCGUGCCGUUGACGACAUCCGCGAAUACCGCUUGCGAACGGUCACGUAUGGCUUGGCGUGCGCGCCAUUCCUCGCCAUACGGACCUUGCAUCAGCUCGCCGACGACGAAGGUCACCGAUUUCCGCAAGGAGCUGUCGCGCUGCGCCGCGAUACUUACGUGGACGACGUCGUGACCGGCGCGAGCACCCUCUCGGAGGCCACCGCAGCGCAACGGGAGCUCCGCAGCCUCUGCAUGGCGGGCGGGUUUCCUCUUCGGAAAUGGGCGGCCAACCACCUCAACAUCCUGGACGGCGUUCCGCACGAGCACCGGCUGACCCACUCACCUCACUCGUGGUCACACGAGAGUCACACAACACUGGGUCUCCACUGGCACCCGGCCAGUGACCACUUCACAUUUUCCCAACCGACACGUCACUUCGACGAACUUACAAAACGGCGUGUCCUGUCCGAAACCGCACGAAUGUUCGAUCCUCUCGGCUGGAUCACCCCGGUCACAAUGCGGGCCAAGAUCCUAAUCCAGUCCGCCUGGCUCCAGAAGAUCGACUGGGACAUUCCACUUCCAUCACCGGACACGCUCGCUUGGCGGAACCUGCUCUCGCAACUUCCGCGCCUCAACGAGAUAAAGGUAUCUCGUUGGCUCGGCAGCGACGGUCCGCACUCACACGUCGAACUACACGGAUUCGCCGACGCAUCGGAGCGAGGGUACGCCGCCGUGGUGUACCUCCGCUCCUCCACUGGAAAGGGCACCACACUCCACCUGCUGACCGCUAAGGGCAAGGUCGCGCCCGUGAAGCCCGUGUCUUUGCCGAGACUCGAGCUAUGCGCGGCCGCCCUCUUGACGAACCUCGUCGUUCACACGCGCACUCUGCUAAGUUUGUCCUCAGCUCCAGUCUUCCUUUGGUCGGACUCCAGGGUCACUCUUCACUGGAUCCACGGACACGCCUCCCGCUGGAAGACCUACGUGGCCAACAGAGUGUCGCUGAUCCAGGAGCGGCUACCCGAGGCGCGGUGGCGACAUGUGCCGGGCAAGGACAACCCAGCUGACUGCGCCUCCCGAGGAGUUCUGCCCAGCGACCUGGUCGGUCAUCCUCUGUGGUGGACGGGACCAUCCUGGCUUUUAGAGGACCAAGCAAGGUGGCCGAACAACGACGGCGCCCUGCUCAACGCUGCUGUGCCGGAGCAAAGGGCCGUCGCCUCGCUCUCGGCGGCUGUCAAGGACGUCUCCGAGUCGGCCUUCCUACUCCGCUUCUCGUCAUUGCACCGACUGCUCAGAGUGACAGCCUGGUGUCUUCGAUGGCGACGGACCGGCACCCGGAGAUCUCGCACCACCGCUGACGCCGCACUCUCACUUGUGUCUUGCGAGAUCGAAGACGCACUCCUUCACUGGAUUCGCAUCACACAGACUCUGCACUUCCUCGGCGAGAUCACAGCACUCAGCAAAGGACGCGCCUUGCCAGCCAGAAGUCCUCUCACCAAGCUGAGUCCGUUCCUCGACGACAGCGGUGUAAUGCGAGUCGGAGGACGACUGAAGAACGCCAUCCUGUCUCACGACGAGCGGCAUCCCAGCAUUAUCCCACCGGAAUCAAGGUUGACUCACUUGAUGGUGGACUCCUGCCACCGGCGGACCCUGCACGGAGGAGUGCAGCUCACCCUCGGGUUGCUUCGUCAACGAGUUUGGAUCCCACAUGGUCGAGCAGUCGUCAAGCGGGCGAUCCACCGAUGCGUCACCUGCACGCGGUGGAGAGCCGCCGCACCGCAACCACUCAUGGGCAAUCUGCCCCGGGAACGAGUGACUCCUGCACGCCCGUUCCUGCGCACCGGGGUCGACUACGCCGGCCCUAUCUUCAUUCGGGCCAGCAAAGGACGAGGUCACAAGGCAUCCAAGGGCUUCAUCGCAGUUUUCGUCUGCCUCAGCACCAAGGCGGUCCAUCUGGAGGCAGUCACGGACUACACGGCCGAGGCGUUCCUGGCUGCCUUCCGCCGCUUCGUUUCCCGGCGAGGCCUCUGCAGCGACGUCUUCUCCGACUGCGGCACGAACUUCGUCGGAGCUGACCGUGAGCUGCGGGAGCUGUUCCGCGCUUCCUCCUCCGACGGACGUCGGAUAAUUCACGCAACAGCUUCCGACGGCGUGAGAUGGAGGUCCAACCCCCCCGCAGCACCACACUUCGGCGGAUUAUGGGAGGCCGCCGUCAAAUCCACCAAACACCACUUCCGAAGGGUCAUCGGCGAAGCCACCCUCACUUACGAGGAAAUGGCGACCCUCCUCACUCAGGUGGAGGCGUGCUUAAAUUCGCGUCCGUUGCAGCCGCUGACGGACGAUCCCAACGAUCUGGCGGCACUAACACCAGGGCACUUCAUCAUCGGCGCCCCCCUCGUGGCCGUUCCUGAGCCGUCACUCACGUCCGAGAAGGACAACGCUCUAUCUCGGUGGCGGCUUCUUCAAAAAAUGCGCGACCACUUUUAG